AUGUGGAAAAGCCAGUGUUUUAUGAUUCGCAGUUUCAGUGCCGUACAGUGUGCGCAACAAUCGUCGCUAGCACGAGCAGUUUCGUCGCCCGUUUCGGUUGAGCGACGGCUUCUCCGAGACGAAGGUUUUGCAGCAGAUCGUCGUUCGCGAUCCGUCGCACAGGAGGAGUCUACUUUCGAGCCGCCUCGGACUCUGCGGGAGCAUGGCGACUCGAAACCCGCCGCGGCGCUUUUCCCGCGCAUUCCCGGGUCCCUCGCGAAAGCAGAGCCGAAGCCGGCUGUCGCAGCGUCGCAGCAGGAAUCGCGUGCGACGGAAGGCGACGACCCGAUAGAGCGUGCGAAUAUCGUGGGGAGAGCCGAGCUCUAUGUCGCGGAUGGCAUGGGAUCUGUUAAAGAGGCAUCAUCCUCGUUAUUAGCGUCUUCGGUGUUGACGGAGAAUAAUCAAGGCGGUCUACUAACGGAGGUCAAAGUGGGGCUGGAUGGUUUGGUCGUGGAAUCGCCAUGUGACACUAAUGAGGGGUUGUGGGAGGAAGAUUCGGACUGGCCUCUUUAUAAGGCGGGAGACUGCCCCCUCAUUUGGCACACCGGGAAUCAGUGCAUGGAAAACGGCAGGCCAGAUACUCUAUAUCAGCGGCUUCGUUACAAGCAACCUCGGUGCCCCGCGCCGAAGCUCAACGGGAACACUUUGUGCUCGUUAGUGGCGAACAGGAGCAUUGCGUUUGUGGGCGAUUCGUUAACGGAGAACAUGUUCGAGUCGCUCAUCUGCCUGCUGCACCGCUUCCAUGGCUCCCCCACGCCUGUGUCCGUGGGGCAGCAGGAGCGCGUGUUGCGCUGGCCGGCCUGCAACACCACGAUCGCGUUUUACUGGAGCGCGUAUCUCACCAAGCUGUCGCUGACGGUGCCAGGCGAGCACAGCAAGGGCGGCCAGCUGGACCUGAGCCACGUGGACAUGCACUGGGGCCACCACGUGGCAGAGCAUGACACGUUCGUGAUCAACACAGCCCACUGGUGGUCACCCCAGCGCCUCUGGUUAGGCGGCAUCCCUUUCUCACCGCCCUACUCCUCCUUCGCCUCCCCCACCUCCCUCCUCUCUGCCUACCGCACUGCCCUCAACACCGCGCUCUCCGCUUUCUCCUCUCCUGAAUCCAGUAACAAGCUCGUGGUGGUUACCACCAGCGUCCCUGGCCACAAAGAGGCACCUUCUUCUAACCAGUGCUCCUACACUGAACCCCUUAAACCCUUUCUUGAUGGAAAUCAAGCGGCCAAACGCCCGGGUUCGCACAUGGAUGGGUUUAAUGCGGUGGUGAGGGGUGCAGUGGAGGAGUACAGGAAGGCGAGGGGGAGGGCGGGUUGGGUAGGGGCGGAUGCGAUGGUUUUGGAUAUUCAUGCGGUGUCUGUGUGGCGUCAGGAUGGGCAUCCCGGGGUGUAUACGGGAUCGAGUACAGUGGAUUGUGGGCACUAUUGCUUGCCUGUCACCGAAGCAUCAUCCACACCCUUCUCCCUCACCUCCUUCCUCGAGUCCUUCACCGCAUUCCACUCCAGCGAAUCCACUCAAGACCGCACAGAAACCCUUUCCGACUCCCAUCACCACGUCGCGAGGCGGCGUCUAGCUGGCAUCACGGAAUUGGUCGAUAAGAUCGAGCGGGUGGAGCAGGCGGUGUUCGAGCCGCAGGUGAUUCAACGGCCGCCGCGACCAAGCGCCGUGGGACGCGUCGAGCUCUACGUCGAUGACGGCAUGGCCGUCGACGGCGCGGAUACGUCCGACGACGUCAUGCUCUCACGCGCCUCGCCGGAUGAUGCCGCGGGGCCCGCCCUUCUUCCCUUGGACGACAACCUGGUAACCGACGUUUCGCCCGUCGCGAAGCAGCAAGUGUUGGAGCGGUCGUCGCAGCGGGGCGCGGGUGGUGGUGCCGGAAAUCCUGAGGACCGCACGAGCUGCUCCAUGGAACGCGGCUCGUGGCAGGUGGAUCCCACGUGGCCGCUGUACGACGCCACGUGUCCGUUCAUCUACGGAAAUCAAAACUGCGUCAAAAACGGCCGGCCGGACCGCCUGUUCGAGCGCAUCCGAUGGACAACCCCGGGCUGCCCGCUUCCCACGCUGAAUAAAGCCACCCUCUGCAGCCUCGUCGCCGGAAAGAGCAUCGCAUUCAUAGGCGAUUCCGUCACGCGCAACACGUUCGAGUCGCUCGCGUGCCUCAUGUACGGAUUCUACGGGAUGCCGGAGGAUCUGGCGGGGAUUAACAUGUCGUACGGGCUGGAGCGCGGAUUCUUGUGGCCGUCGUGCAACUUCACCCUCGCGUUCUAUCGCACGAAUUUCAUGGUGCAGUUGACACUGGACGAUCCCGGCAAGCCCAAGGGCGGCGGCGUGAUGGACCUGGGCAAGCCGGACGAGAGAUGGAUGAAGCGACUGGAUCAACACGACAUCUUCGUUAUUAACACAGGUCAUUGGUGGACCGAGCAGAAGAUCCACGGUUCGGGAUUCCGAUUCGCGCCGCCCCACCAAAAGCUGUCAGUUGCUGAGGGGUUUCAAAAGGCCUGGGAGAUGACCCUGGGGGUGUUUAAGAGCGACCGCAUGCGAGGCAAGGUGCUCGUUAUUCCCACUAAUUCGGCGACCCAUUUCACGGGCCAGGGUUUUAAGAGCGAGUGCCCACACAAGGCUCCGAUGAACGCCACGGGGUUCCUUAAUGACAGGUUUAUCAGGAACUACAUGACGAUGGAGCCUUAUAAUGGGGUGAUGAGGAAGCUUGUAGCGGGGAUGCAUGGGAAGGAGAGGGCGGAGGGGAGAAUGCAAGGGGCGAAGGUGGUGCUGCUGGAUCAGGCUCGGCCGACCCUGUUCCGAAGCGAUGGGCAUCCGGGCAAGUGGGCACUCCUGCCCAACGGAGUAAGGGACUGCGGACAUUUCUGUCUGCCCGGCGUACCUGACGCGUGGAAUGAGAUGAUGCUGCAGCGGCUGUGGGUGCUGGACGAAGCACAGCGGGAGUGA
This is a messenger RNA of Closterium sp. Yama58-4, 2982 nucleotides long. The record is from the annotation of a GenBank genome assembly. Lineage: Eukaryota; Viridiplantae; Streptophyta; Zygnematophyceae; Desmidiales; Closteriaceae.